Molecule: messenger RNA, 5391 nt
Organism: Symbiodinium sp. CCMP2592
Lineage: Eukaryota; Dinophyceae; Suessiales; Symbiodiniaceae
Source: the annotation of a GenBank genome assembly
AUGCACGCCGGCACGCUGCCUGCUUCUGCCACCGCUCGUGCUUUGCCUUUGUUGCCUGCCUUUUCUGCGUCCGCUGCUCCCGCUGCUUCCGCACCUGCCCUUCUUCCGACCGAUCUUUCAUCCUGUCCUCUGACCCUUCGCGGGGAUCCAGAGGGCGCUCGGGCCCUCUUUGGGUCCGGGCCAGACGACCGCGGUCCACCGACUUCGGACCCGGCGUCUUUCCGUCCACCGCGCCCCGAUUCUUACGGGCCGGUGGCUGGCCGCGGUGGAGCUCCGCUCCCAGACGUGCCCAUGAGCGAGCACCCAGAUGCGCCCCAUGCUUCCGUCGCAACGAUUGACGCGGCGGAUCCUGGUGGUGCUGCCCCCGCCACCGAUAACGGCGGGAGGCUUACUGGACCCUGUGCUGUCAGGGCCCUGGUCGAUGAAGCUAUCGGGUCGGACGCAUCCGCGCGCAUCGCCGCCGAUAUUUUGGCGAUCGCGCAAGGUGUGACCAACACCCAAGCCGACCUCGACAUACUGAGGAACGGGGUCUCGGAUGUCACCGAAGUGCUUGAAAACAAGAUCCGAGACAUGUGGGAGCUUCUUCAGGGUGCACUGAGGGAUGAGCAUCAGCUUCUUACUCAUGUGCAGGACUCGAUCCGCGAAAAGCGAAUUUCCGAUCUCGAGUCCCUUGACGAGCGCUUCGAGAGGCUCAACUCGAUGAUAAACGAUCGAUUCAUCGAGUUCGAUGAGCGGAUCCAUCAAUUCAAUGAGAAGCGCGCAGGAUCGCUAUCCAUGCAGCUUGCCGAGACGAACUGCCACAUCAGGCAGUACCCAGACGCGCUACGGCAAAUACAGAUUAAUAUCUCUAAUGCUGAAGCGCGUAUCGCUGCGGUUGAACAGCACGCUACUCACCGCAUCGAAGUCAUUAGAUCUGAGAUGAGUCGUGCUCUCUACGAUCAUAAGGAGAGUAACCGAACUCUUAUCGAUCAACUUACUGCCCGUGUUCAGUAUCUCGAGAGCGCCCACGUCCGCAGACAAGGUUCUGAUAAAUCGACGCCUUCGCGACGAGAACGAACGCAGUUCUUCGAUAUCAGUGACCAUGAUGGGGAAAUCCCACGCCCUGCGGACUUGCCACCAGUUCCUGGUGCACUAUUCCCUGGCGAGCUCAGCAAGGAGUCGCUGACGAACAUCUUGGCGAAAGUCGUGGGCAAAAUAAUCCUGUGGAGCCUGUUCGACAAAAUUAUGGCCAAACGUCAGCCUCUUUUUCGGGAAGAUCGCCGAAUCCGGCCGUUCCUCCCGCAAAUGCCGCUGGAUCGACAUCGCUUCCGGCUCGACCCCGAGCCCGAACCCGCUCAGCUGCGACGCUGGAUCGUCGAUAUGAAGGAGAUGAAGGAGCGAGUUGCCAAUGCAUUCGCAUACGAUCCCGGCUACGCUCUCUCCUGGGUUGAGAUUCCCGAUGGUACCCGAUACGAGGACCUUCUGGAAGAAUGCAAGUACGGAAUGCUCGAGAACGAAUGCAAUUCGGCCUUCCGUGAGUGCGUUAAAUCCAUUGCAUUGAAGAACAAGAUUCAGACCGAAACCGAGCGCAUGCACACGAUUAAUCGUCAAAGAGAUGAAGUCGUACUCGGCGAUGGUGAGGAGUAUGCAGUUCCUGCACCUGGAGAUGACGGACUGAUUGACGUCGAGGUUGGUUUCGAUGAUGAUGGAUUUCUCGAACGGAUCGAUGACGGAGGCGAUGAUCAGUCCGGAUCCUUCCAGGGCGCAGAAGUUGACCAACGACUUCCGUCCUAUCAGCGCCCCAGCAAAUUCUCUCCCACGAGUAAACCUGGUAUAUUUCUUGGAUACCAUUUCGAGAAUGGGGGUAAGUGGGAUGGUGACUAUAUCGUCGCGGAUCUUGAAGACUUCAAGCGCGAUGCUACGCGUGCGAGUGUCCAUCAGGUUAAGAAAGUGUAUUGCUCACCAAAGGAACGAUGGACCUUUCCAAUGCUGGCGGUGUACGAUAAACAAACCCGCUCAGUAUGCAUCAAUGAUCCUGCGAUGCAGUCUACCGUACCAAAGCCGAGUGAGCGCCUGGAUGCUUCCGACAUGCUCGAGCUCGAAGAUAUCGAUGAAAUAUUCGCCCUCGACGAUUCGACUCGAAUGACUGAUGAAGAUAUUCAGCGGGCUCGUGAGGCCGAGUUGCGGGUCGAAUCCUCUCAUGGAGGAGGGGUCGAUUACUGGGAACAUGAUCCAUCCACGCACAAAUGGACGUAUCACGUCGUGGUACCGAGAAAGGCGAUGGUUCAUCCCAGUAAGACUCCCGGAUCUAUUGGCGAAUCGCCUGACCCGUGGAAGUUGAGCACAGUGCGCAUCUCGCAUGUUCAGUACAAGGACAAACUGAUGCAGCUCUGGACCGGCACUGUUGAGUUCUUCGAUGACGGUUUUGCCCCACCCAAGAAGAAGCUGCCUCCUUAUCAUGGGUCAGAGAUCCUGUCAUGGCGAAGCAUGAAUCGCGCUGAGCGGGAGGGUUACGUUGAGGCUGAACGCCGUGAGGCUGAGUCUCAUGCCAUGUCACGAGAGGACUCUCGCGACGCUGCUCCCGUUGAUAUCGCCUUCGACUCUGACUACGAGUCCAGUGCCGAACGGCACGACAAAGACUACUGGUAUCACGAUGUCGCAGCUGGCACUGUCACUCGAUUCCAUGUGAUCGAGCGCCCAGCGCGAUUUAACCCAACCUCAGUCAAAGACUGUCCAGUCGAUCCAGCGACCCUAACCGAUGUACGGGUAACUAUGGCUAUGACGGACGGCACGGAGUUUACGAUACAAGACGCCUGGAGGGCGCACGAUACGCGUUCUCUGCCGUGUCGAUGGACGGGGAAGACCAUCUUCGUCAUUGGUUCCUCUGCCAAAACGCAGGUCAAAGUUCGUACCACCAUGCCGAGUAAGGAUGGUACUGAACGACGUGUGCAGACUGCCAAUGGAUAUUAUGGUCAUGUGCUGCGAGCGAAGGUACGAACUACCAUUCCUGCCAAGUCCCGCGCUUGUGUUGUUACGGAUCUUGAAUUCGAUCCGCCAAGCGGUAUGUCCGCCCGAGUUCAGCCCCUCCGUGGAAGUGGCCUCGAAAAAAGUCCGGCCAUGUGCACCUACAACGAGGGUGCAACCCAAUCGGGUGUUGACGUUAUUAAUCCUACUGACUCCGAUAUUCUUAUCGAGUCCGGACAGGAUGUUGCGGUAGUUCAGUUCUACACUUCCGUGUUGGCCGCGGUGGAACUCGAUUUCACCGCGGAAGAUGAAGCGGGUACUUCUGCUCCAGCUGAACCGUCCGAUAUUGGUCUCACAGCUGAUUCCGUGCCUGCGAUGCCUACACGAUCUGAAUCUCGUUCCUCGGUGUUCUUCUACAGUGCAUGUGUCGCACGGCCCGUUGAUCGAAAGGGGUGGGAGCUCAUGGCUUCGAAGAUCAAAUUGGAGCCACCCUCGAGCAUUAAGAGCUAUCUGGGAUGCGAGCAUGAGCCCAAGAAGGCUUUUCCCGAGCUCACCUUUGGCGAUCGAAACACUAGUGUCGCGCAGGGCUCCACCGGUCCUCGCGAAAUCCGGAUGAUUAAAUACGAUAUGCGAUCGUUCAUGGAGCAAUGUGUUUCUCGAUAUGUUGAGCUGUGUGGUCCCAAAUACAAAGCCACCUUACGAUCGGCGGAUACGCCAUUCCUCGAUGAGUCACGACCGGAAUUCGAUGUCAAUCCGGAUCGUCCCGCCGUGAACCGCCUACUGGGCCAUCCCACCGAUACGCCUGUGCCACCUGGAAAGGGUGUUUUGGGCGAUUGUGCUGCCGCUGUGCUGAUGAAAAUACUGUAUGGUGCUCGCAUGGGACGUUACAAUCUUAUUCGUCCCGUGCAGGCUCUUGCCAGUCUCAUCACCAAGUGGGAUGGCUUAUGCGAUACGAAGCUCCAUCGAUUGGUGUGUUACAUCAAUUCGACUCUCGAUCUCAACUUGUACGGUUGGAUUGGCGAUGCACCUGAGAUGUUGGAGCUUGUGCUCUAUUGCGAUGCGGAUCUUGCCGGUGAUCGCACUGAUUCAAAGAGCACAUCUGGGGUGUUCAUGUGUCUUCUUGGUCCUCGUAGCUUUAUGCCCCUUAAUGCCUUGUCCAAGAAACAAACUUCUGUCUCGAAGUCUACCCCAGAGGCCGAGAUUGUCUCUCUUGACCAUGCGGUUUAUAAAUUGGGCCUAGCUGCUCUUUCUAUGUGGGAGUAUAUGUUGGGCCGUCGAUUUCGCUUGCGGGUCAUGGAGGACAAUGAGGCUGCCAUCCGAGUCAUUAUCACUGGUCACAACCCCAACAUGCGUCACAUGUCUCGUACCCAGCGUAUCGAUAUUUCUGCGCUGAAUGAGCGCUACCACGCUGGUGAUUUUCUGUUUGUGACUUGUCCCUCUCAGUUUGAGGCCGGUGAUAUCCUGACAAAGGCCUGUACUGAUGCGAAAGUGAUGACCGCACUCGCAUUCUCCCGAGUGGCAGUGCUGUCAGGUGACGCCGCAGGUGCCCGCGAGAAAAUGGGCCUUGUGAUUUCCCUUGUGCGUCACUGCAUGCACUUCCAGGCGCAAAGCAUGAAGGGCUCCCGAGAGAUGCUGAGCUACGAUACGCUCCGUCUCAUGGGGGACCGAUAUAUCCCGUCGCCUCUCGCGAGCUGGAACCGAAACCUCAUCGGUUACAGCAGCAAGUCUGCCGAGCAACGAUGGUUGAGAACCGAUACUAGCCUCAGCCACAACGACGUUGCCGGCUUCAAUGCAUCUGAGCUGGUCAGGGAUGCGGUCAAUCAGGCCGAAGCUGUGAAGUUCUUCAAGGGGUUUCUGCAGCUUCGACCGACGCUGACCUUCCUCCCGGGAUCCUUCCUAGCGAUCAAGGCUCUCAACCGAUUCCCCACGCUUGCCUCUCUGGAGGAACAGGCGAUGCAUCUCGAGAACGAUCGAAGGGAACACGGCUACGAUCUCCCGGCCGUAGAUGCAAACGGAAUUGGGGAAGUGGCCGCAUUCCGUGACGAGGGUAACGAUGAUAACACCCCGUUGAUGCGCGGAUGGGCCUCAUACAUGAAGACCUACCCUGGGCGAUGUGUCAGCAUCCACGAUACGCUCAACUGGGGAGCCAGCACCGGCAUGACUUACGAAGACGGAGCUGGACAAACGGUUAUCCACCCCACCGACGGAUGGACAUAUGUCCCGGCGAUGAAUUCGGACAUUUACAAUCCGCAGGACACGGUUCUCCACGGAACCAAUCUCCGAUACCUCUGGUCGAUCCUUGCACACGGAGGUCUCUUCGGAGAGGACUACGUGACCGAUUAUAAGCUCAACGCCCUUAUGCCGCUGAACGGCUUUAUAGAAAUGAACGGCCUUAUGGCAGUGUCUUUCAGAAGUCACGGUUUCAUUCCAAAAGUUCUGUGCUCCUGA